GUGACAUUACUAAUUUACACUAAGCUGACAUCGCCUGCAUUUGGUUCGAUCUGAUAACUGGCAUAUAAGCCGGAGUUCUCCACAGUUAAAACUCCACCACACCAUGUCUUUCUACGGCGGCAUUCAGUCCUACGACGUCCACACCUACUGGAACAACAACAACCCCCAAGAGACCAAGUUCGCUUCAGACUUGAGAGAAAGAGUGCAAGAAGAGUUCGCUCAGGAAAUCGCGGCUGGUGACAUUAGGGUCUACAAGUUCUGGGAUAAGCCAAUUGGACCCCAUCCCAUCAACAUGUGGGAAUUGGACUUCAAGAGCCCCGAAAUCUUUGCCAAGGUUGUGCCGUGGUUCCAAUUGAACCACGGCAAGUUAUCGGUGUUGAUUCAUCCCAGAAGCGGAAAGGGCGAUUUGUUGGACCACACCACCCACGCCUUGUGGUUGGGGCACAAAGUGCAAUUAGACAAGACUUUUCUCGAGUAGGGACGUGCUAAUACUUGAAUCUAGAGCAGCAGAGAAGGCUGAGCUAUCUGGUACAUCUAGGAGAAGCAGAUACGGUUGUGGAUACAUCUCGCCACAUCUAGGGGAAGAUACG
Suhomyces tanzawaensis NRRL Y-17324 is the source of this 590-nucleotide messenger RNA. RefSeq lists its product as uncharacterized. The coding region runs from base 104 to 478 and encodes 124 amino acids. The record is from RefSeq and is a predicted model, not a curated record. Lineage: Eukaryota; Fungi; Ascomycota; Pichiomycetes; Serinales; Debaryomycetaceae. The transcript has a single exon.